AUGGCGGCUCUUUCCGCGUCUUCCGCGCUGACUGCGGCCAGACUUGCAUCUCUUCCGUCGGCCCAUUCUUCCUUCUCUCCGCUGCGAUCGUCGGGAACAAUUCCGCGGUUCACGUUCCGCGUACGCGCAGACGCAGCGGGCGGGGACGCGGAACCCGCGGUUGAGAAUGCGCCCGCUCCGCCCAAGAAAAAGACGAUUCGGCGCGUGAAAAAGCCGGAAGGGGGAAGCGCGGCGGAUGAUCUGCUUGCGCCGGGGCGAUCUGUGGAGGAGCGCGGUGUGACUGUAGAGGGCGUGGCUAAAGUGGAUCGCGGAGAGAGCUCGUCCACGCUCGCGCGUGCGCUCCUCACAGCGGGCGGAGAUGCGGCAGUGUUGAUUCUCUUCGCCUACAUCGGCAGAGCAACGCACGUGUCUGCUGCCAUAGACUGGGAGCUCAUCAAAACCGCCCAGCCAUUCCUUGCUGGCUGGUUCAUCUCGGCCAUCAUUUUCGGUGACUACAGCGUUGGCAGGCCUCUGCCUGCAACACCAGGAGACGCUGCCAAGGAGGCAGGGAAGACGUGGGCGCUGGGCGUGCCGCUAGGCAUUGCGUUCCGCAGUCUCAUCAAGGGUCAGCCUCCUCAGCUGCCCUUCCUAGCAGUUGCCAUCGUCAUGACCUCACUGCUCAUGCUCGGCUGGCGGGCUGCCCUUGCUGCAGCUCUGCCGGGAGAUGGCGGGGAGAAGUCCAAGCUGGACCGCAAGGGGAGCGUGUUCGAGCUGCUGGAGGUGAGUAGUGGGCUGUGA
Molecule: messenger RNA, 777 nt
Organism: Closterium sp. NIES-65
Lineage: Eukaryota; Viridiplantae; Streptophyta; Zygnematophyceae; Desmidiales; Closteriaceae
Source: the annotation of a GenBank genome assembly